This is a messenger RNA of Anopheles arabiensis, 2149 nucleotides long. RefSeq lists its product as uncharacterized. The record is from RefSeq and is a predicted model, not a curated record. Lineage: Eukaryota; Metazoa; Arthropoda; Insecta; Diptera; Culicidae. The transcript has 4 exons. Bases 280 to 1176 code for a protein of 298 amino acids.
GGGCCGCGCGUUCAGUCAGAUGUCAUCUCUUGCGGCGUCGGUUCGGUUUUGGUUCUUGCUUGUGUUUCGAUCGUUGAUGUGUUGAAGCUUCUGCCAACCAUAGAGAAGUGUGUGGGUUAAGCUGCGUUAUGUUGGGAAGUAGUAGCGAGCAAAGUGAUUAACAGUUUCAAGGCCUUCCCCGUGAUUGUGAACGUUCGCGUAGGAAUAAGCAACGAAUAAGUGUAUCGACUAAAACGAGAAUAAAUUAAACAACAACAAGUGACGAAAGUGCACAGCAAAAUGAUCCUCCAUUCGCUGUUGGCCGUCUUUUGUGGUUUUGUGCUGGAGCACGCGUCUGCCGGAAGUGUCCCGCAAGGGUACGGAUCCAGCUCGGCAGAAAACCGUGGCACUGCUCCCUCGCAGCACUGUACGGAUUUCAAUCCCCAGCAUGGCCUCGACAUUGACCAGAUUAUGGGCAUCUGGUAUGGGAGCGAAGUGAUCACGCACGACAGUCGCGAGGAGGGCGAAUCGGUAUACAAAACAUGCGUUGUAAUCCACCUGGCAGACGUGACGAACGCGACAACCUCCGUAUACGAUCAAUCGACGGGAUACGGUGGCCGCACUAACCCGUCCGGUACGAACUAUGACCGUUUUGCGACCUCGUACGGCUACGGUACGAGCGGCGGUCGGAGCCCGAGCAGCUCGUACGAGCAGCAAAACCACCAGCGCCGUCAGCAGGGCAACCAUCAGUAUUUGCAGCAUGAACCGCGCACCAUGCGCAACCUGCGCCUGAUUUGGGACGAGUCGGAGCACACGCUGGAGUACACGCUGCGUUACAACACAUCGAUGCCCGGGUUCUGGAUCUCGGCCUCCCCGCAGUCCGGCUCGAUGAUACAGCUGCAGUACGUUCAGUUUACCGGCACGGUGCAGGUGCUGAAGGCGGUCAACAAUCAGCUCGUGCUCAACUUCUGCCAGAGUCUGCCGGGGGGUCAGCUGUUCACGAUCGUGCUGUCGCGUGUGCCGAUGAGCUUGGGACCGGAGGAUAUUCAAAGCAUCCGCAAUCUGUUGCGGCGUCGCGGUCUGUCGACAACUUCGGUGCGCAAGGUCUGCCAGAGUGGUGCCUCACGCGGUGACUUUUCGAUGUUCGCCAUCGCGGCUCUGGCCGUCGUAACUGCCCUAGUCAAACGGUUGCACUGAACGUUUUAAAUUGCCAUCUUAAUAGCAGCAGCAGUUUUUGUCAGUGCCAUCUUCCUUCAUGUACGAUUGAGAUGUUUGUUUUGUGCUCACGUGUCUUUAUUCCAUUCCAAAGUUCAUCUUUCAUUUAAGUCUCGUGUGUGUGGAAUUCAACGAUUGCCUUCGCAAGCCUUACAGAAAGAAAUAAAAUAUACCGUUUGCAUAACGAGUAACGAAAAGUAAAAAAACUUGUGGAUUUAAAAAAAUGAAAGAUAAUAAUCAAUUGUAUUAGUUGCUCUGGACUCUAACAGGAUACGUACUAAAAGGAGAGAAAAAAAAACUACAAACGACAACCUUUUAAGACACUAUGCACACACAGUGGGUGUAAUUAAUUAUGCUCAAUCAGCUCCAUCGCUGCUUCUCGAUGCGCUGUUUGCUCCGGAGAAGCGUUCAUUACUCGUUGUCGCCGCACUGUCUUGAUGAUUGUGUCAUCUUCCGAGCGAACCCCAAACUAACCCGGAGCUCGAUCCAACCAAUCAAGCCACCGACUGGACAAUGUUACUCACAGUGGGUGAAUGUUGCGAUAGUUUAAUUAACAAAUUUGUAAUCAAAUUAGCUCCCGCGGGCCGCCUCCUCUAAUUGGGCCCAGCUUGCUUGCUGCCCGGCUUGUAACGUGGUUAAUGGUGCAUGCCGGCCAGGACAAGUGUUUGAUGUUCUUGUUAACACAGGCUAGCUAGGUCGGAAAGGUGAUGACCCGAGUGCGUCAACCACCCACCCAACGAGGGGAAGGGUAUAAGAAAGACAUGUUUCUUUCAAACUUUCGAUGUUUGAUUUGAUAGAUGAGGCGAUGGUAUAAGCAUGUACUUUUUUAAUUGAACGCGAUACGGGUAAUUUGGUGAGAGAAACUAAAGAAAGGACUGUACUCCAUUCGAAGGAGUGUUUACAAAAGGGGUGUUGAUUGUUGGAGGCGUUAAAAACGAUGUAGUGAGCACAAUAA